Olea europaea var. sylvestris is the source of this 1188-nucleotide messenger RNA. Its product is annotated as dehydration-responsive element-binding protein 1E-like. The transcript has a single exon. Lineage: Eukaryota; Viridiplantae; Streptophyta; Magnoliopsida; Lamiales; Oleaceae. Gene Ontology annotation, biological process: regulation of DNA-templated transcription. The coding region runs from base 86 to 790 and encodes 234 amino acids. The record is from RefSeq and is a predicted model, not a curated record. Gene Ontology annotation, molecular function: DNA-binding transcription factor activity; DNA binding.
GCUGAUUCCAAACUUAAAAACACCCCACUAAGUAACAAAAGAUCCAACCUUAAUUAAUUUUUCUCUGUCUUGAUCAUAAUUUCCAAUGGAUUCAUCAAGUUCGUAUUUAUUCGAGUCAGAGAGUCGGGUUCUCAACAUGCUGGAGAUUCCAUCCUUGAGGGGACAUUCUGAUGAAGAGGUUAUUUUGGCGUCGAGUAAGUCCAAGAAACGCGCCGGGAGGAAGAAGUUCAAGGAAACACGCCACCCGGUCUAUCGGGGUGUUAGGCGGAGAAAUUCAAAUAAAUGGGUAUGUGAGUUACGCCAACCAAGCAAUCAAAAAAGUAUAUGGCUGGGAACUUAUCCUACUGCUGAAAUGGCGGCUCGUGCUCAUGAUGUUGCUGCAUUGGCUUUCAGGGGUCGGUCAGCUUGCCUAAAUUUCGCUGACUCGGUAUGGCGCUUGCCAAUGCCAAUCUCCAGUGAUGUCAAGGAUAUUCAGAAGGCGGCAUGGGAGGCAGCAGAACAGUUUAGGGUGCCGGAGGAGGGUGGCGCCAUUUUGCAAGAAAAUAUGGUGGAUACUAGGGGGGUUUCUGGUAACAAUUUUACAACAUCAGACACAACAAACACAUUAUCAAAUUUGACAACAUUGGACACUACAAAAACAUUAUCAGAUUGUGAUGUUUUUUACAUGAAUGAGGAUUCAGUGACAAAUAUGGAAGGAGUUUUGUUGUCACCACCUUGUUUAGACCGUAGUUUCAGCUGGGAUGAUUUCGAAAGUGAUGCUGAGAUGGUACUUUGGAACUAUUCCAUAUGAUGGCUUAAGCUUGCUCAGCUCGUUUUGGUGGGAUGGACGCUAUAGUAUUGGAUAUAUUAAAGAACAAAAAAGUUAUAGUUAGCUCUGGUUUGGUGGGGAUUAAAAUCAUAUUUUUAGUAUAUUUUGAUGUAUCGUUGAAAAAGUUGUGUAGUUAAAAUUAUUUGUUGACUUUGACUUAGAUUAAAAUUUGGAUUAAACUAUACCAAACAGGGACUUAGAUUAUAUUCAAUAGUUAAUACCGUGUAUCACGUGUUAUUAUUUCAUUAGUUAGGAUUAAACUUGUAUAAAUAGUAGUUUGGAAAAAUAAAUUAUGUAAAAAGAUGCAUUGUUUGAUUGAUGUAGGGACAAUACAUCAUUUUUCAUCGACACCUAUUUUUUAUGACAUGGACAUUAAUUAA